Molecule: messenger RNA, 1002 nt
Organism: Oikopleura dioica
Lineage: Eukaryota; Metazoa; Chordata; Appendicularia; Copelata; Oikopleuridae
Source: the annotation of a GenBank genome assembly
AUGUUUUCCGGAAUGCUUGAGCCUUUUAUCUUCUUCUCACAGGCAUUGACAGCAAAGCAAAUCAAUCUUCAGAUGCUUGUUGAAGACACCGAUUCAACAACGUGGUGCUUGUCAGAUAGCGAUAUUAAAAAGAUGAGCUUCAACUUUUCUCGCCAAAGAACGUGGCGUGAUUUUAUCGCCAACCCACAAAAAAGUAUUCAUCCCGUUGUGAAGAGUGAUCCAUCUGAAGAUGACGAUGAUGAGGACAGUGAUGAUGACGACAACGAGGUUCGAUCAAUCACAAGAACUGUCGACUUUGUGAGUUUUUCUGGCGGAAAGAGGAAAAAUAUCUGGACGUAUGAUUUGAAUCUCAAGGGCAAAUACCGCGGUUGUUAUAACAUGUUCGCCAGGUUCAUCGACGAUAGUCAUUGGCUUAUCAUCGCUGAAGUCUUCGACAAUGAAGGAGAUGACAAAAUGGUCCACGUCGACUUGAAGCAGAGAAAAGUAAGUUCCUACAUCUUCCCAACAUGUUUCUGGGCAGAGACUGCAUUUUAUGGCCUCUAUGGAUCCCGUAUUUACUACGUGAGAGAAGUGGAUAAUCCUUAUUGCACCCUAUCGAAGCAGCUAGUUUUUGGAUACUUGCAGAACCCGGAUACUGACGAUUGUGAAGAGAAUCCGGACUGUGUUAGCUAUCUCUGCUUUUUUGAGCGAGGAGAAAUGACGAAAGAAGCUCUUGUCAAAAUCGGUACCAGAGGAUUUGUUCAUCUUGCUUUGAAGCCGGAACACAAAAAAUCUAAAGUGUUUACAUUCACGAUUGACGUUAUCGAGCAGUUGAUGGCAAAGUCUGACAAGCUGUCGACAAAAAUUGACUUUCCGCAGGAAAGUGAUGAAGAAACUACACUGCCGCUUAUUAAACUUGACGAGUUAUGCAUUGAAAAAUAUGAAGACUUGUCCGAAGAUCUUGACCCUGAGCAAUGUGACAUUGGUUUUAUGGAGGGGAACAAGCUCCACUUACUCGUUUGA